GCGCCUCGGGGAGGUAAGCGCGCCCCAGGACGGUCCUGGCUGCUCGGGAGCGCGCCCUAGCGUCCCGCCCUGUCUCGGUCCCGCGGGCCGGCUUCGGACGCGGCGGCCAGCCCGGCGGGGUCAUCCAAGCAAACAAGCAGUCACCACUUAGAGGAGACAGUAUAAGGAAUUAAUCUUAUUACCAGUGGCAUUCAAACAUUUGUGAAAUUUAAGAAUUGUAACUGCUGUUCUGAUUCAUGGAUCUUCAAAGAAAGCAGAGAAGAUUUGAAGAUUUAUACUUUGUAUGCAGAUUUGAAGACCAAUACCUUAUGAGCUUGUAAAACAGGAGCUGGAAAUAGAAUGGUGAACAAAACGGUUGGUUGCUGCUCUGUCAGAACCUAAGGUUUAGUGAGGAAGAUAAAACCAAGCAAACAAGCAACAGUUAAGUGAGAUGAAUGCCCUGGUCGGGGAAGUAAAAGAAGACCUGUUUGAGAUGUGGUGGUUUCAGCAAGGUCUCAGUUUCCUCCCUUCUGCCCUAGUAAUUUGGACAGCUGCUGCUUUCAUAUUUUCAUACAUUACGGCCAUAACACUUCACCAUGUUGACCCUGCUCUGCCUUAUAUCAGUGACACUGGUACAGUAGCUCCAGAAAAAUGCUUGUUUGGGGCAAUGUUAAAUAUUGCCGCAGUUUUGUGCAUUGCUACCAUUUAUGUUCGUUACAAGCAAGUUCAUGCCCUGAAUCCUGAAGAGAGUCGUAUCAUCAAAUUAAACAAGGCUGGCCUUGUACUUGGGUUACUGAGUUGUUUUGGACUUUCUGUUGUGGCAAACUUCCAGAAAACAGCCUUUUUUGUUGUGCAUGUAUGUGGAGCUGUGCUCACCUUUGGUAUGGGCUCGUUAUACAUGUUCGUUCAGACCAUCCUUUCCUACCAAAUGCAGCCCAAAAUUCAUGGCAAACAAGUCUUCUGGAUCAGACUACUGGUGGUUAUCUGGUGUGGAGUAAGUGCAUUUAGCAUGCUGACUUGCUCAUCCCUUUUGUACAGUGGGAAUUUCGGCACAGAUAUCGUACAGAAACUCCAUUGGAACCCCGAGGACAGAGGUUAUGUGCUUCACAUGGUCACCACUGCAGCAGAAUGGUCUAUGUCUUUCUCCUUCUUUGGUUUUUUCCUGACUUACAUCCGUGAUUUUCAGGUAAGAAAACACAGCAUUAGAUUUAUGCAAACUUCCCUCAGGUGGAAUAAAAGAAGUUGCUAUAGUCAAGUCUCCAACCUUUCUGAAAAUUAACUUCAUAAGCAGCGAUGCCAGAAGAGCUUCUCAGAAAAUUUCUUUACGAGUGGAAGCCAAUUUACAUGGAUUAACUCUCUAUGACACUGCCCCUUGCCCUGUGAACAAUGAACGAACACGGCUACUUUCCAGAGAUUUAUGAUGAAGGGAUAAAAUAUAUCUGUGAUGAUUAUGAUUCUCAGGGAUUGGGGGAAAUGUUCAUGAAAGUUCCUUAUUCUGCUCUGAAAUUUUUAACCAGUUAAUCAAGGCUGACAGUGAUGUUGAUGAGUACUGAUAAUCAAGAGACAUAAAUAAAGCCAUUUCACAAGUUAUUUUAAAGGAUAUCUUCAAGAAGACCAUGUAAAAACAUUUAUGCCUAUACUUUUUUUAAUCCCAGAAAAUAAAACCAAAGGACUACAACACUGUA
This is a messenger RNA of Mirounga angustirostris (Northern elephant seal), 1664 nucleotides long. It is a transcript of the gene DRAM2, whose product is annotated as DNA damage regulated autophagy modulator 2. The transcript has 11 exons. The record is from RefSeq and is a predicted model, not a curated record. Gene Ontology annotation, biological process: regulation of autophagy; photoreceptor cell maintenance. Gene Ontology annotation, cellular component: lysosome. NCBI's taxonomy places the organism in Eukaryota, Metazoa, Chordata, Mammalia, Carnivora, Phocidae. Bases 431 to 1258 code for a protein of 275 amino acids.